CAGCACGUGCAUUCAUUGAAAACAGACUAAACUCCAGUCGUGAGGGUAGCCAUGACGACCAAGGAGGCCGAUAGCAGGGUGUAUAAUCGGAAGAUCAAGCCCCGACAGUCAUCUGACAACUCAAGCUCUGCUGGCAAUCAUGAUGAGGUGGUGGAAGAAGAUGCGAGGCAGUGGGAACGAUGUACUGAGAAGAUCAAAAUAAAAGUCAUGGAGCAGGUCCAGGAUCAGCUCAAUGAAAUUCUAGACAGAGUUCUGACUGAGUCCGUCCAGUCCCUCUCCAACACCCAGUCAACAGUAAAUGGAAAGACAAAAAAUAUAAGCUCAUCCAGAUCUCAGAGAAUGGAUGAUGGCAAAGUGUUUAUGGCCAGGGCGUCACUGCUGGACGAACUGUUCGAGAUCAGCCACAUCCGGACCAUUUACCACAUGUUCAUAGCUGUUCUCAUCAUUUUCUUUUUGAGCACUCUGGCUGUUGACUACAUCGAUCAGGGCAGGUUAGUGUUGGAGUUUGACCUGCUGUUCUACGCCUUUGGGAAGCUGGGGACGGUCACUGUAGCCUGGGCCAUCAUGUUUUCUUACACCCUGAGCGUUCCCUAUUACACCCUGCUGUUUUGGGGCUCUUUGUACCACAAAGUCCCCUCCAAGAUGGGGCUGUCUCUGGGGAUGGGGCUGAUCCUGUAUCUCAUACAGACCUGGAUACUUGGAGUCUUCCCCAUCUAUGUUGUUGUGCACCACCAGUUGCCACCUGCAUCGCGGUUUAUUGUGAUACUGGAACAGAUUCGAUUCCUGAUGAAAACCUACUCGUUCUUAAGAGAAACGGCUCCUGUUAUCAUGAAGAAUGCUCCAAAGGAAGGAGAAAAUCACAGAUUCCCAACAUUUUCCAGCUAUUUGUACUUCCUCUUCUGUCCAACGCUCAUUUACAAGGAAUCAUACCCUCGAAAUCGCCACAUACGAUGGAACUAUGUUGGCAUUACUCUUGGCAUGAUUUUGGGGUGCCUGUUCUACGGCUACUUUAUCCUGGUGCGUCUCUGCAUGCCGGUCUUUAGAACCCAGACCAACGUGCCUUUCAGUAAACGAACAAUGGUUUUGGCUAUUUUUCACUCUAUAUUACCAGGAAUAAUGCUCCUCCUGCUGUGUUUCUUUGCCUUCCUGCACUGCUGGCUCAACCUCUUCGGGGAGCUCCUGCGUUUUGCUGACAGAAUGUUCUAUAAGGACUGGUGGAACUCUACGUCUUUUGCUAACUAUUACCGUACCUGGAACAUAGUGGUUCAUGACUGGCUGUAUUACUAUGGCUACAGGGACUUUCUUUGGCUGUCAAAUAGGAAAUUCCGAACUGCUGCCAUGCUCUCGGUUUUCAUAGUCUCUGCUGUCGUUCACGAGUAUGCUUUGACCAUGGGGUUCGGCUUCUUCUACCCAGUCAUGUUCUUGCUCUUUGCCGUCUUUGGAGUGGCAUUCAACUUCACCAUGACCGACAAGCGACAGAGCCCUGUCUGCAACAUCAUCAUGUGGGUGUGUCUCUUCAUCGGUCAGGGUGUGCAGGUGUGCCUGUACUGCCAGGAGUGGUACGCCCAGAUAUACUGCCCACGGACAGGAAAUAGCUUCUGGGAGCUGGUGAUGCCUCGAUCUUGGUCCUGCAGCUACCAGAGAUGAGGCCAUCCCUCUCGCAGGCAGGAGGAAUAAAUGAUGAAGUCUGAAAGUCUGAAAAUGAAGAUGUAGCUCUG
Molecule: messenger RNA, 1718 nt
Organism: Pundamilia nyererei
Lineage: Eukaryota; Metazoa; Chordata; Actinopteri; Cichliformes; Cichlidae
Gene: soat2
Product: sterol O-acyltransferase 2
Exons: 15
Coding region: 52-1647 (531 amino acids)
Biological process (GO): cholesterol metabolic process; cholesterol efflux
Cellular component (GO): endoplasmic reticulum membrane
Molecular function (GO): cholesterol binding; cholesterol O-acyltransferase activity; fatty-acyl-CoA binding
Source: RefSeq, a predicted model, not a curated record